UAAAUAGAGCAAAAAAGAAAGCUAGUCUUCGGAAUUGUAUGUGUAAUUUUAGUCAUGGCGUUUCAUGUCCAUCAUGAACUGCUUUUAGGGUUUCUUGUCGUUGUGGUUUCACUGAGUCAUUGUUCAGCUGCCGGCAAUAAUUACACGUAUAAACCUGGCGAUUAUGAUGCGGUUUGGCUCAACCGGAGCAGUUUCCCGCCCGGUUUUCUUUUUGGGACCUCAUCGGCUGCUUAUCAGUAUGAAGGUGCCGCAAAUGAAGGUGGUAAAGGGCCAAGUAUCUGGGAUUACUUCACUCACAAAUACCCAGAGAAAAUAGCUAGUGGGAGUAAUGGAGACGUCGCCGUCGAUCAGUACCACCGAUACAAGGAAGAUGUGGGGAUAAUGAAGGAAAUGGGGUUAGAUGCUUACAAGUUCUCAAUCUCAUGGCCUCGAAUUCUACCUAAGGGAAAGCUAAAAGGAGGUAUCAACAAGGAAGGAGUGCAACAUUACAACAAUCUCAUCAACAAGCUCCUAGCCCACGGUAUUCAACCUUUUGUGACAUUGUUCCACUACGACCUCCCUCAAACCCUAGAGGAGGAGUAUGGCGGUUUCUUGAGUCCACUUGUUGUGGACGAUUUUCGCGAUUAUGUAAAUGUUUGUUUCGAGGAGUUUGGGGACCGAGUGAAGCACUGGAUAACUUUGAACGAGCCGUGGAGCUUCUGCUAUUUUGGCUAUGUGACCGGGGUGGCGGCGCCCGGCCGGUGUUCGGAGUGGCAGAUGCUGAACUGCACGGGCGGUGAUUCCGGCACGGAGCCUUACAUAGUCGCACACCAUCAGAUUCUUGCUCACGCUGCCGCCGUGAAGCUGUACAGAGAGAAGUACCAGGCAUCUCAAAAGGGGGUAAUAGGAAUAACGUUGGUGUCUGUUUGGUUUGUGCCUUACUCUCAUGCAAAGGAUAACAAAAAUGCAGCAUUAAGGGCUUUGGAUUUCAAUAUCGGAUGGUUCUUGGAGCCCAUCACAUACGGCGACUACCCACAAAGCAUGCGUGCCCUUGCCGGAAGCAGACUCCCCAAGUUCACGGAGGAGCAGUCUCUGGUCGUAAAAGGGUCGUUCGACUUCCUCGGAUUGAACUAUUACACCUCUUCCUACGCGAAACAAGCGCCUCGUGCCAAUUCGCCUCCAAGCUACGUGACCGACGCGCUCGUGAAUCAAACGACCGAGCGUGAUGGAGUUCCAAUUGGUCCCCAGGCUGCUUCCAGUUGGCUACACGUGUAUCCCAGAGGAAUACGCAGUGUUUUGCUCUAUAUAAAGCAAAAGUACAAUGAUCCACUCAUUUACAUUACUGAGAAUGGGAUCGAUGAGUUCAACAACUCGACGUUGCCACUGGAGCAACAGCUGUCUGACUACACGAGAAUUGAUUAUCAUUAUCGCCAUCUCUCGUAUCUCCGAGAGGCUAUUAAGAACGGUGUGAAGGUGAAAGGCUACUUCGUGUGGUCGAUGUUGGACAAUUUCGAAUGGGUUAGCGGUUACUCCGUUCGAUUUGGCAUCAACUAUGUCGAUUACCAGACUGGGUUGAGGAGAAUCCCCAAACGAUCGGCACGGUGGUUCAAGAGCUUUCUCAAGAAGUAGUGAAGAUGAAGACAUGCAUUACAUACAUUA
Molecule: messenger RNA, 1638 nt
Organism: Rhodamnia argentea
Lineage: Eukaryota; Viridiplantae; Streptophyta; Magnoliopsida; Myrtales; Myrtaceae
Product: beta-glucosidase 12-like
Exons: 13
Coding region: 55-1608 (517 amino acids)
Biological process (GO): carbohydrate metabolic process
Molecular function (GO): beta-glucosidase activity
Source: RefSeq, a predicted model, not a curated record